AUGCAAAAGAAAUACAGGCGUAAACAACGAGGGACUAACAAAAAAAGCUAUCAAGGCCUCGAAAAUCCGUUCUUUGCGAAAACCGGAGGGGAAGUGCCACCGAACAGAGAUGCCGAGAUGAAGAAUAAGGUCGCCGUGGUUGUGGUCGGCGCCGUGGUGAAGAAGGAAGCACAAGAUACGAAAAGAGAACGCAAGAGAAACGAAAAAAGACGCUUCAAAAACAAGCGCGAUGCUGGUCGUUCUCUCCCGCCGCGAAAACAAUUGAGCGCCAACUGA
Bursaphelenchus okinawaensis is the source of this 276-nucleotide messenger RNA. NCBI's taxonomy places the organism in Eukaryota, Metazoa, Nematoda, Chromadorea, Rhabditida, Aphelenchoididae. The record is from the annotation of a GenBank genome assembly.